UUGUCGCGGCAGAAGCGGGGAGAAAGGGCGAAUUAGCGAAGCAGUGGGGGAAAUAUUUACGAUUCCUGCUUUUUCCGGAGGAGUUUUGUCACUCUAUGCAAUUUUAGUUUUGAAUUAUAAGAAAAUACGCUUUACACAGCCAUGCGGCGAAAUAAGGCCGAAGUGGACGACUAUAUUUAUUCAGUAGAGAGUUCCUCUCCUUCACUCAAAGAGAAACCAAUUAAAGGAUUUUUAUUUGCUAAAUUAUACUUCGAGGCUAAGGAGUAUGAACUUGCUAAAAGACAUGUAUCAGCAUAUCUGAAGGUGGCGGAAAGAGACCCCAAAGCACACAAGUUCCUGGGCAAACUUUAUGAGAGGGAAGGAGAUAUCAACAAGGCCAUAGGAUGUUACAAGCGGUCUGUGGACCUGAACCCAGCCCAGGGGGACCUGGUUUUGAAGGUGGCUGAGCUGCUGGUCAGUAAGACCGAGAGAGACAACAGAGCAGAGUUCUGGGUGGAGAAAGCUGCCAAGCUGCUGCCUGGACACCUUGCUGUCUUCAACCUCAAGGAGCACCUGCUGAAUCAACAGGGCCAACAGGGGUGGAACCAGUUGUUUGACCUACUGCAGGCAGAGCUGGCUGUGAGGCCUGGUGAUGCCCAUAUCAACAUCAAGCUGGUUCAGUUGUUCUCCUCCGAUGGCAGGCUGGAGGAGGCUGUCAAACACUGUCUGGCCACAGAGAAGAGAGGCCUGCUUAGAUCCAGCUUGGACUGGUACUCUACUGUAGUACACACUCUGCAGGAAUCCCUAGCCCAGCCCAGUGUUUCGUGCAAUGAGAAGAUGAGGCAACAUCGGCAGAGAGAGCUACUUUUGGCACACUGCAGCCUGCUGAGACUGACUCUGCAGGGGAAAGGACUGCAGCCUAGCAUCCAGGCCCUCUGGAGUUUUGACUGUGCGAUGCAGGGCCUGAAGAGGGCAGAGGGCAGUGUAACAGAUGAUCUGUCUGGGGUCUAUCUGGAGAUGAGGGGACAUCUGUACCUGCAUGCUGGCACUCUGCUGCUGAAGAUGGCUCAUGAGAGAGAACAGCAAUGGCGGGCUGUCAUUGAUCUGGCUGCUCUCUGCUAUCUGCUGGCCUACCAGGUCCCCAGGCCAAAGAGCAAGGUGUCUAAACGUGACCAGUCUCCUCCUCAGCCUCUGGAGCUGCUGGCUAGUGACAGAAAGAGCCAGGCUGGACACAUGCUGCUAAACCUCAAGCCCGAGACACACACCUUUGUCAGAGAGGUGGUGGAGGCGUUUGGGAACCGUAGUGGUCAGGGCGCUUUGUUUGAGUUUUUGUUUGGGCCUCUGGCUCCGGUCGGGUCUUCCUUCAUUGGCAACGAUGACAUCCGCUCCAUCAACACACAGGCUCCAGAGAUAUCUGACCUUACCAAAUGGGAUAACGGCUCCAUCCAGCUCCAUGGUGGGGACCUCCAGCAGCUGUGUUGGCUGGGCCUCCAAUGGUCUCUCUUGGCCCAGAGGCCUGCUCUGAGGGACUGGCUCAAACAGCUGUUCCCCAGGCUCAACCUGGAGACCUCCAAACUGGACACCAACACACCAGAGUCCAUCUGCCUGCUAGACCUGGAGGUGUUCCUGUGUGGGGUGGUGUGGUGCAGUCACACCCAGCUCCAGGAGAGGGCCAGGACCACUUCUACUGGUCAACAUGAGCCCCGCUGCCUGCCCCUGCCCCUCCUCCACCACCUCUUCACAGACAGACAGAGGGACUGGUGGGACGCAGUCUACAGGCUCAUUCACAAACGAGCUGCGCCUGGCAUGUCAGCCAAACUGAGGAUGACGGUUCAACAUGGACUAAGCACCUUGCGAGCCGGAGAGAAACAUGGCCUUCAACCAGCCCUGCCCAUACACUGGGCCCAGCACCUCAGCUCAGCGGGGUUUGGUGUGAACUCCUACUACGACCACGAAUACAUAAGGCGGAGUGUCCACUACUGGAACGUGGUGCUCCCCCUGCUGGACAAGAUCAAGAGGAGACGUGGCAUCCCUGGACCCCUGGACCCCCUGUUCAUACACUUCCCCUCUAGAGACAUAGAGAUCCCAUCAGUGAAGGGCUUUGAGGAGGAGGCCAAGAUAGCAUUUGCGACCCUCCUGGACAUCGAGGGGAAGACAGAGGAGGCUAUCGCUACCCUGGAGACCAUCAACAACAUCUCGUCUAACUGGCACCUAGCUCGGAUCUUCCAGCGUCUGUCUGAGGAGGCCGGUAGCGGGGUGGAGGAGACACAGGACAGGUGCAUCAUGUUCCUCAGGAAGUUCAGAACUUACCUGUCCAAGAUCUACAACGCCAACGCUGACGACAUGGAUAAGCUGCCCGUUUCGAUGGAGGAGGUGAUGGAUCUCCUGAACGAUGUGAAACAGCAGCUGGAGGAGAGUGGAGAAGCGAUGGAUGAAGAGGACGACGGCGGACCGGUCCACUCCAGCCUUCAGUUUACUAAGCCUGAUGCUUCAAUCUCUUGUGUCAAAUUCGCCCCAUUAACCCCCUCCCCCAGCAAGAGCUUGGCCUCUCCCUCCAAAAGACACCUGGGGGGGGAAACUAUACUCCAUUUCCAGAUUUCCCCAAAGACACCACCUCAUUGGGCGGAGGACCAGAAGUCCCUCCUGCAGAUCCUCUGCCAGCAGGUGGAGAGCCUCAAGAAUGAGGUCCAUGACCUGAGGCAUCACUCGUCAGACAGCAUGGCGUCACCCCACCAAAGAAUGUAUGGAGAUGGGUACGGGGCUGAGAGCAUGCAGGAGGGGUACCCCCCAGCACAGACCUUCCAUGGAGCACCCCUCACUGUCGCCACCACACAGGCACCCUCUAUGUAUUACAAUCAAUCCUCUGCUUAUAAUGCCGGACAGUAUCUCCUUCGUACGGCAGCCAAUGUUACUCCAACAAAGGCUCCUGUGUAUGGAAUCAACCGCCUGCCACCCCAGCAGCACAUGUAUGCCUACCAGCAGCCCACAAACACACCUCCCCUACAGUCAACACCAGCCUGCAUCUACCCUCCUCAAGAUCAAGUCUUCGGCGCCCCUCUCCGCUUCGAGUCACCAGCAACCAGUCUACUCUCCCCAUACAGUGAGGAAUACUACGGCCACUCUCAGCCCACCACAAACCCUCCCCUCCCAGAGCCUGGCUACUUCACCAAGCCCUCCAUUGUACCUGUCCAACCACCAAAGAGCAUCGAGGGGAAGCCUGGUGGCUUUGGGAAGAUCUCUUUUGGUCAGCCGAUCCAUGCUGAGCCUCCUAAGUUGCCUAGUUUUGGUGCUGGAAUAGUCGCCCAGUCCACUCCAUCAUCCGCUGCCUUUAAAUUCAACUCCAACUUUAAAUCCAAUGACGGGGACUUCACUUUCAAGUCCAAAAACAAUGAGAGCCUGUUGGGUCUUCUGACGUCAGACAUUCCCACCAAAUCUGAGGGUCCCUCAGAGGGGAAGCACCAAGAGCCUCCUAGUCAGGGAGGGAUUUUUACCUUUGGCCCUAAAAGUGCGUCUGAGUUCUCCUUUGCUGACACAAUCCAGAUCCAGGACAAACCAAACCUGUUUGGAAAAUUUGACCAGCCAUUUAGUUUCACUGAUGUAACCACGCCGGUAUUUGGGCUGGCAAACACAGCAGAGGAGGAGAAGGGAGCCGAGAGCAACAAUGACAGCACUCAUGUGGAGGAAGACGAGGAUGGGCCUCACUUUGAGCCUAUUGUGCCCCUCCCUGACAAAGUAGACGUGAAGACUGGAGAGGAGGAAGAGGAGGAGAUGUUCUGUAACAGGGCCAAGCUGUUCAGAUUCGAUGCGGAGACAAAAGAGUGGAAAGAGAGAGGUAUCGGCUUAGUCAAAAUCCUAAAGCACAAUAGAUCAGGAAAAGUGCGUCUGCUGAUGAGGAGGGAGCAGGUUCUGAAGAUCUGCGCUAACCACUACAUCACGCCAGAUAUGCUCCUGAAACCAAAUGCUGGAUCUGACAAGUCGUGGGUCUGGAAUGCUGUUGAUUAUGCGGAUGAGGAACCAAGGCCUGAGCAACUGGCCAUCCGGUACAAAACGGAAGACGAGGCAUUGCUCUUCAAGACAAAGUUUGAAGAGGCUCAGAAGAUCGUUCCCAAAUCUCCAAAAAUGCAGCAAGAUCAGUCAUAUAGGAAAAAUAAUUUUCCUAAACUCUCUGCUCCAUUGGCGACAAACUUUGCUGCCCAAUUUGCAAAGAAGUACGGGGAGUGGGACUGCGAUGUGUGCUGUGUAAGAAAUGCAGCUAAAGUUAUGCAGUGUGUUGCCUGCCAGACUGCCAACCCUAAUGCCCCAUCAAAGCUGGACAGCGCACCGGCUACUGACAUCAAAGGGUUUACUAGUGGGGCAGCUUCAGUGGGAGGAUUUACUUUUGGAUUUGGAGCUGACUCAUCAAAAGACACCAGCAGCGCAGGAUCUAUUGGAAAAGGAUUUGGGUCUUUUGGAGCUCAGAUACCCUCCUCCUUUACAUUUGGAACCAGUGGCACCACUUAUAUACCUGCUGCUGGUUUUGGUGCCCAGUUUGGAAAGAGGCAAGAAACCACAAAAGUUGCAACAGAAUCAAAGCCCUCAACCAUGCCAUUUUGCUCUGGAUUUGGUACGCAGUUAGGCAUAAAUCCAGGGCAGUGGGACUGCGAUACAUGCGCUUUAAGAAAUGAGGCAUUUGCAAACAGUUGUCUCUCUUGUCAAACUCCUAACCCUUCAGGAAAACCUGCUGCUGGUGCCCCAGCUUUGGCAACCCUCUCAAUUGGGUCUGGAUUUGGUGCACAGUUUGGCAAAAAAACAGGGCAGUGGGAGUGUGACACGUGUCUUGUUAGAAAUGAGGAGUUUGCUAGCAGUUGUGUUUCUUGUCAAACUCCAAACCCUGUAGCCAAAACAGAUGUAGAUGGAGCAGCACAAUCAAAGCCCUCAACCAUGCCAUUUGGUGCCCCGGCUUUGGCAACCCUCUCAACUGGGUCUGGAUUUGGUGCCCAAUUCGGCAAAAAACCAGGGCAAUGGGACUGUGAUACAUGCGUUGUAAGAAACGAGGCUUCUUCAAGCAGUUGUGUUUCUUGUCAAACUCCUAGCCCUUCAGAAAAACCUGCUGCUGUUGCCCCAGCUUUGGCAACCCUCUCAAUUGGGUCUGGAUUUGGUGCACAGUUUGGCAAAAAACCAGGGCAGUGGGAGUGUGACACGUGUCUUGUUAGAAAUGAGGAGUCUGCUAGCAGUUGUGUUUCUUGUCAAACUCCUAACCCUUCUGCAAAAUCAACAGUAGAGGUAGCACCAACAACAGAGCCAACAGUGUCAGACUUUGGUGCUGCUUUUUCAAGGAAGGAUGGACAAUGGGACUGUGACACCUGUCUAGUGAGGAAUGAUGCAUCUGCCUCUAAGUGUGUUUCCUGCCAGACACCCAACCCCAAUGCUAGCAGCUCCUCUUUUAGGGCCAUGUUUGCCCGGCAGGAGGGACAGUGGGACUGUGACACAUGUCUUGUCAGAAACAACGACUCUGCUAGUCAAUGUGUCUCCUGUCAGAUGCCCAAUCCCAAUGUUAAGAGCAUAGCCACAGCCGCCAAUUCCAGCUCAUCCUUCAGCUUUAACUUCGGGAGUCGGACUGCCUCUACUCAACCCACAGGCACUGGGUUUAAAGCAAACUUCAACGGUGACAGCUCUUUGCAGUUUGGCACAGGCAAAGUUGAUAAAAGUUCCCCUGCAUCCUUCAAGUUUGAGACCCCUCCUCAGGCUGAAAGCAGUACCCCCAGUGCUGCAGGCUUCUCUUUCACCAUGCCCAUCCCAGCAGGUGGCUUUAAGUUUGGCACUCAGGAAACUGCAAAGGAAACCCUACCAGCUGAAACUCAGACUCCUUCUUCAGGGUCUGCGUCAAUGUUCCUGAAGAAUAUCGCAGAGCAGCACAGAGAGAAGGAAUCUGGUGUCAGUGUAUAUCCAUCAGUGCUGUCAGUGGACAAGACGGGUCAGGAUGAAAAUCCCCUCUUCAUUGGCAAACCCAACGACUUCAGUUUUGCAGACUUGGCUAAAAACUCACAAGGAGACUUCCAGUUUGGUCAGACUGACUCCAAUUUCAAAGGCUUCACCCGCGCUGGUGAGCAGCUGUUCACAUCCCUUCAGUCAAACCAAAGGGCAGACACCUCAGCUGACCAGGAUGAAGAGGGCAUAUACAAGACAGAGGAUAAUGACGAUAUCCAGUUUGAGCCUGUGGUCCAGAUGCCAGAGAAAGUGGACCUGGUCACAGGAGAAGAGGACGAACAGGCCCUCUACUCCCAGAGAGUGAAGCUCUUCAGGUUUGACGGAGACAUCAGCCAGUGGAAGGAGAGGGGCGUUGGGGUCCUCAAGUUCCUGAAGAACGCCACCAAUGGCAGGCUCAGGGUGCUGAUGAGGAGAGAGCAGGUCCUGAAGGUGUGUGCCAACCACUGGAUCACCACCACCAUGAACCUGAAGCCCUUGGCUGGCUCCGACAAGGCCUGGAUGUGGCUGGCUAAUGACUUCUCUGAUGGAGAUGCCAGACUGGAGCAACUCGCUGCCAAGUUUAAAACCCCUGAGCUGGCUGAGGAGUUCAAACUGAAGUUUGAGGAGUGUCAGAGGCUCCUGUUAGACAUCCCACUGCAGACUCCUCACAAGCUUGUUGACACAGGCAGAACUGCACAUCUCAUCCAGAAGGCAGAGGAGAUGAAGUCCGGCCUGAAAGAUCUUAAAUCUUUCCUGACCGAUGACAAAACCAAGAUCAAGGAGGACGACAGCCAUGCUAACAUCACGACAGCCAGUAACACCUCUGGUCUGAAUAUUAAACCCCACGCAGAGAACACUGGCCCUACCUUAGAAUGGGACAACUAUGACCUGAGAGAGGAGGCUCUGGACGACAGUGCUGACACCUCUGUCUACGCCUUACCCCUGGCAAGCAGCCCAAUCAGGAAGAACCUCUUCUGCUUUGGAGAAUCCACAGAGGGAUUCAACUUCAGCUUCCAGCCUGUCGUCAGUCCCGCCAAGUCGCUGGCCAAGAUGAACCAGAGCGGGGUGUCUGCGGACGAGGAGCAGGACAUUAGCCAGGAGGAGGAGCGGGACGGCCUGUACUUUGAGCCUGUGGUUCCCCUGCCAGACCUGGUGGAGAUCUCCACUGGAGAGGAGAAUGAAAAAGUGUGUUUCAGCCACAGGGCAAAGCUGUAUCGCUAUGACAAAGACCUGAACCAGUGGAAGGAGAGGGGCAUCGGAGACCUCAAGAUACUGCAGAACUGCGAUACCAAACGAGUCAGACUCAUCAUGAGGAGAGACCAAGUCCUGAAAAUCUGCGCCAACCAUUGGGUCACAUCUUCUAUGAAGUUGGAGCCCAUGAAGGGUGCUGAGAAGGCCUGGGUCUGGAGCGCUAUUGACUUUGCUGAGGUAACUAAGGGAAAUGUUGAGCAGUUAGCUGUCAGAUUCAAACUGAAGGAUGUGGCUAACUCCUUCAGAGAUAUAUUUGACCAGGCUAAAACUGCCCAAGAGAAUGAGAUUCUGGUCACUCCAAUCGCCUCCAAUGAGACCCUUACUCAGGAGGAAGUAAUAGCGACGGGGACAACCGUGUGUGGACAAGCUGCUGUGGCCAUCCUGGCGGAGACCACCACAGAACGGACGGAGCUGAAUCAUGAGACUUUACACACCCCUGACUGUAAGUCCUCCACCGGUACUCCACAUAGCCCUCUCAACCUCUCCAGAAUGGUGAUGUCCCCACCCAAGUUCCUCUUUGGAACAGACUCUCUCCAAAAGUUUUUCGGCAGCAGCCCACCAUCAUCCAAGCAGGAUAGUUCUCCAGAGAGCUCCAAGGUUAAAGACAGCGGUCGGACCUCCCAGCCUUUAACUGCAUUCAAAAUCUCAGAAAAAGCACCCUCCCAUGCGGAGGCCGACAGUGAGGUGGAAGUGGUGUAUGUGAGGCAGCCAACAGUUGAGCAGGCUCUUCUGGCUAAGGAACUCCUGCUGCCUCUCACCUUCUUCUGCUACCAGAACGAACCAGGAUAUACCAGCGACGACCAGACUGAUGAUGAGGACUUUGAGACAGCAGUUAAAGCCCUGAAUGGAAAACUGUACCGGGAUCCUCCUGAGAGAGAGGCUGUAAGUGCAGGUUCUGUAGGCCAGGCCGAGGCAGGUGUUGAAGGUCUGGACCCGGAGGUUGAGGUUUUAUGGGAGAGGAGGCCAACUCCAGAGGAGGAACAGAAAGCCAGGAACCUGCAGCUGCCUUCAACCUUCUUCUGUGGUGUAGGCAGCGACAGCGAGGCAGAGAAGGACAAGCCAGAGGACUUUGAGACAGAGUUCCGCAAAGCACAGGAGGCUCUGGAUGCUGAGAGAAGCUCAGACCCUGUUUCAUCUGAGGAUGUGUCCUCCAGCACCUGCGAUACAGUGCCAGAACAACCGGUCCCAGACCAGUACCCCAGCAGCCAGGAACAGGCUUCAGAUCAGUCUGGGGCAGAAGUCCAGUCCACUACAGCAGAAGAACAGGUCCCAGAUCAGUCCUUAACCAUACAGGAGGCUGAAAUCCCAACCCCAGGUAGCCAGGAACAAGCUACAGAACAGUCGGUUACCAUCCAGGAGGCAGAAGUCCAGUCUUCUACAGCAGAGGAACAUGUCUCAGAUCAGUCCUUAACCAUUCAGGAGGCUGAAAUCCCAACCCCAGGUAGCCAGGAACAGGCCACAGAUCAGCCGGUUACCAUCCAAGAGGCAGAAGUCCAGUCAUCUACAGCAGAAGAACAUGUCCCAGAUCAGUCCUUAACCAUACAGGAGGCUGAAAUCCCAACCCCAGGUAGCCAGGAACAGGCCACAGAACAGUCAGUUACCAUCCAGGAUGCAGACAUCCAAUCUUCUACAGCAGAGGAACAGGUCCCAGUUCAAUCAGUAACCAUCCAGGAGGCAGAUGUCCAGUCCUCUAUAGCAGAGGAACAGGUCCCAGUUCAAUCAGUAACCAUCCAGGAGGCAGAGGUCCAGUCCACCACAGAGGAGCAGCAGACUCCAGAUCAGUCAGACUCCACUUCAACACCAUCGCAGACUGCCGUCUCCCUCAGCAGGGAGCAGGCUACCACUCCAAACCCUUCAGAAAAACCUGCUGCUAGUCCCCCAGCUUUGGUAACCCCCUCAUUUGGUUUUGGAUUUGGUGCACAGUUUGGUAAAAAGCCAGGGCAGUGGGAGUGUGACAUGUGUCUUGUUAGAAAUGAGGAGUCUGCAAGCAGUUGUGUUUCUUGUCAAACUCUAAACCCUGCUGCCAGCAGCGGGGAACAGGCUCCAGAUCAGUCAGACUCUACUCCUGCAGCUAUCAGCAGCAGCCCUAUAGACCUGUCUGCCAAGAAGACCUCUGAGCCUGACUCCAAUACUACAUUUACUACAACCACUACUCGGGAUGCUCUUAACUCAUUUGGCUCAUUGGGCUUCAGUGCUCUAGGAGGGGAAGGAUUCUCCUUUGCUGAUCUGGCACAUAACACUGGGGGGGAAUUUGCCUUUGGAAAACAAGAUUCCAACUUCUCGUGGGCGAAUGCCGGGGCUACGUUGUUUGGAGCUGCAGCCCCAGCCAAAGCUGAGGGAGGGGAGGAGGAGUGUGAUGAAGGGGACACUAAUAAUGUGGGCAUUGACUUUGAACCCAUAGUCUGUCUACCAGAGGUGGAGACUAAGUCAGGGGAGGAGGAUGAGGAGAUCCUGUUUAAGGAGCGUACCAAGCUGUACCGCUGGGAGAGAGACCUGGGCCAGUGGAAGGAGAGGGGUGUGGGAGACAUCAAGAUCCUCUUCCACCCCGAUAAGCGGUUCUACCGGGUGCUGAUGAGGAGGGAGCAGGUGCUGAAGGUCUGUGCCAAUCACACCAUCUGUCAGAGCAUGGAGCUCAAACCCAUGAACACCUCUAACCAAGCCCUAGUCUGGACAGCUACUGACUUUUCAGAGGGUGAGGGUAAGGUGGAACAGUUGGCAGCCAAGUUUAAGACCGCGGAGCUGGCCGAGAGUUUCAGGAAGACCUUCUGUGAGUGUCAGAGUCGAAUGAGCCAAUCAGAGGCCUCCACCCUCUCCUCCCCCCAGCUGUCCAGGGUACAGGAACAUUCCAGAGACACCAAUCCCCAGGUGUACCUCUCUAUCUCUGCUGACGACGAGCCCCUGGGAACGGUCACCAUAGAACUGUUCUCUCACAUCGUCCCCAAGACAGCUGAGAACUUCAGAGCGCUGUGUACAGGACAGAAAGGCUUCGGGCUGCGCAACACUGUCUUCCACAGGGUCGUACCCGACUUCAUGUGUCAGGGUGGAGACAUCACCAACCAGGAUGGGACAGGAGGGAAAUCCAUCUACGGGCACAAGUUUGAGGAUGAGAAUUUUGACGUGCGCCACACAGGCCCGGGGCUAUUGUCCAUGGCCAACCACGGCCGAGACACCAACAACUCCCAGUUCUUCAUCACUUUGAAGAAGGCUGAGCACUUGGACUUCAAACACGUGGCCUUUGGCUUCGUCAGAGAGGGCAUGGAUGUGGUUCGCAGCAUGGGAGAGCUGGGCACCAAGACUGGCAAACCCAGCAAGAAGAUUGUCAUCACCGAAUGUGGACAACUGUAGAGCUUUGCUCUGUUCACUGGCUGUUGACAACUCAACUGUAGAGCUUUGCUCUGUUCACAACUCAACUGUAGAGCUUCGCUCUGUUCACUGACUGUUGACAACUCAACUGUAGAGCUUCGCUCUGUUCACUGACUGUUGACAACUCAACUGUAGAGCUUCGCUCUGUUCACUGACUGUUGACAACUCAACUGUAGAGCUUUGCUCUGUUCACUGACUGUUGACAACUCAACUGUAGAGCUUUGCUCUGUUCACUGGCUGUUGACAACUCAACUGUAGAGCUUCGCUCUGUUCACUGACUGUUGACAACUCAACUGUAGAGCUUCGCUCUGGUCACUGACUGUUGACAACUCAACUGUAGAGCUUCGCUCUGUUCACUGACUGUUGACAACUCAACUGUAGGGCUUCGCUCUGGUCACUGACUGUUGACAUCUCAACUGUAGGGCUGAGAUCUGGUCACUGACUGUUGACAACUCAACUGUAGGGCUUCGCUCUGGUCACUGACUGUUGACAUCUCAACUGUAGGGCUGAGAUCUGGUCACUGACUGUUGACAACUCAACUGUAGGGCUGAGAUCUGGUCACUGACUGUUGACAUCUCAACUGUAGGGUUGAAAUCUGGUCACUGACUGUUGACAUCUCAACUGUAGGGCUGAGAUCUGGUCACUGACUGUUGACAACUCAACUGUAGGGCUGAGAUCUGGUCACUGACUGUUGACAUCUCAACUGUAGGGUUGAAAUCUGGUCACUGACUGUUGACAACUCAACUGUAGGGCUGAGAUCUGGUCACUGACUGGACGUCUAUCGGCCUUCACUCUGGCCAUGGACUGGACAGUGAUAGGCUUUCAAACUGUGGAGUGGACAACUAUAGUUUGCAAAUCUCAAAUGAGACCCUAUACCUCAUGUAAUGUACAACAUGUUUUUUUUUUUUUGCAGAGCCCAUGUGGAGUGCACUAAGGGUUCUGGUAGUGUACUACAGGGGAAAUGGGGUGUCAUUUGAGACCGAGAUGGUCUCCUUUUCAUAAGUGUUGCCCCACCCUGAGGGCAGCAUGUGACUGCGUGAAUCUCCAGACUUUAUUUUUGUGUAUAAUGUACAUUAAAUUCUUUUCAUGUGUUCUAUUAAAAGUUGAAAACACUGGUUCCUUCAUAAGCUCCCUAACUGGAUUGUUUUGCAUAAUUAAGCCUUAAUUGAGAUUAACAAGAAACCUUGUUUAAGAACCAACCUCAGUUCAAAAUGAACUAUGUUCCUCUCUCCUGCUCCCUGUGAAUACUUUUAGGUGUGGUGGUGUGUUUUUGUGUAUACAUUGAUUUCAUAAUGUGCAAAUCAUUGAGACGAACCUUGUUCAUCUUAAACUCCGAAAGUAGGAAUAUGAAGAACUAUAACCUGCUGUGUGACACUUUGGGCGGGGGAUGACAUGAUAUCUUGUGGUUGUGGAAGAACCUUCUAUGGUUUUCUGUUGACAAAUAUCACUUGGCAUUGAAACAAUUCUUAUUGUCAAUAUAUAAAUGAUGCUGGAGAAUGUCUUUAGAAAUAAAGUUGCUUUAUACUGAUAAUUAUGAGGAUGCCCUUUACGAUUUCAAACACACUACAUGACUAAAAGUAUGUGGACACCUGCUCGUUGAACAUCUCAUUCCAAAAUCAUAGUCAUUAAUAUGGAGUUGGUCCCCCUUGCUGCUUUAACAGCCUCCACUCUUCUGGGGAGGCUUUCCACUAGAUGUUGCAACAUUGCUGCAGGGACUUGCUUCUAUUCAGCCACAAGAACAUUAGUGAGGUUUGGCACUGAUCUUGGGCGGUUAGCCCUGGCUCGCAGUCGACGUUCCAAUUAAUCGAAAGGUGUUUGAUUUGGUUGAGGUCAGGGCUAUGUGCAGGCCAGUUAAGUUCUUCCAUACCGAUUGAGACAAACCCCCUCUGUAUGGACCUCGCUUUGUGCACAGGGUCAUUGUCAUGCUGAAACCGUAAAAGGCCUUCCCCAAACUGUUGGCACAAAGUUGGAAGCACAGAAUUGUCUAGAAUGUCAUUGUAUGCUGUAGCAUUAAGAUUUCCGGUCACUGGAACUAAGGGGCCUAGCCCAAACCAUGAACAACAGACCCAGACCGCUAUUUUUUUCCACUGCUCGGCUCAUUAAGAAGGAAAGAAAUUCCACAAAUUAACUUUUAAGAAGGCACACCUGUUAAUUUAAAUGCAUUCCAGGUGACUACCUCAUGUAGCUGGUUGGGAGAAUGCCAAGUGUGCAAAGCUGUCAUGAAGGCAAAUGGUGGGUACUUUGAAGAAUCUCAUAUCGAAUAUAUUUAGAUUUGCUUAACUUUUUUGUUUACUGCAUGAUUCAAUGUGUUAUUUUGUAGUUUUGAUGCUACAGAUUUUGAUGCCUUCACCAUUAUUCUACUAUGUAGAAAAUAGUAAAAAAUAAAGAAAAACCCUGGAAUGAG
Molecule: messenger RNA, 12943 nt
Organism: Oncorhynchus keta (chum salmon)
Lineage: Eukaryota; Metazoa; Chordata; Actinopteri; Salmoniformes; Salmonidae
Product: E3 SUMO-protein ligase RanBP2-like
Exons: 29
Coding region: 142-10521 (3459 amino acids)
Biological process (GO): protein peptidyl-prolyl isomerization; intracellular transport
Cellular component (GO): cytoplasm; nuclear pore
Molecular function (GO): protein binding; peptidyl-prolyl cis-trans isomerase activity; GTPase activator activity
Source: RefSeq, a predicted model, not a curated record